GCCCGGGCCGAGCACAUCCGGGUUGCUGGAGCAGGUGCCUCAAGCCCCGCCCCCUUUUGCCAGGCGCUAGCCCCACUUCCGGCCAUCUCAGGCCUUUUCCGCCAGUGCUGUGCCGGCUUUAUCUCUGCUCUGUAGGUCGUUCCCGGCCCCAGGCCCCGGUCUCUCGCGCCCUUCCCUCGCUCCCAGCGGCUCGUCGCUCAUCGCGAAUCUCUCCGUGGCCCGGAGCGACUCCCGUGCGUCUUCGCGGGCGGCCCGGACCGAGGCCUGCCGCUCGUGGUGAGUCCGCGCAGACGUGACCCCGAGUCUCCCCGCAGCUCGGUUGAGGCUGCCUCCGUCGCCUCGGGAUGCCGGGGCCGGGGUCCGCGCAGCGCUGGGCGGCCGCCGCGGGCCGUUGGAGCUGCAGGCUGCUCGCGCUGCUGCUGCUGGUGCCGGGGCCCGGCGGCGCCUCCGAGAUCACCUUCGAGCUGCCGGACAAUGCCAAGCAGUGUUUCUACGAGGACAUCACGCAGGGCACCAAGUGCACCCUCGAGUUCCAGGUGAUUACUGGUGGACACUAUGAUGUAGACUGUCGAUUAGAAGAUCCUGAUGGUAACGUGUUAUACAAAGAGAUGAAGAAACAGUAUGAUAGUUUUACCUUCACCGCCUCCAAAAACGGGACAUACAAGUUUUGUUUCAGCAAUGAAUUUUCCACGUUCACACACAAAACCGUGUAUUUUGAUUUUCAAGUUGGAGAAGACCCGCCUUUGUUUCCUAGUGAGAACCGAGUCAGUGCUCUUACCCAGAUGGAAUCUGCCUGUGUUUCAAUUCACGAAGCUCUAAAGUCUGUCAUCGACUAUCAGACUCAUUUCCGCUUGAGAGAAGCCCAAGGCCGAAGCCGAGCAGAAGAUCUAAAUACGAGAGUGGCCUAUUGGUCAGUAGGAGAAGCCCUCAUUCUUCUGGUGGUUAGCAUAGGGCAGGUAUUUCUUCUGAAAAGCUUUUUCUCAGAUAAAAGAACCACCACAACUCGUGUUGGAUCGUAACUACGUUUUGAGAAUUGCUGCACCAUUGCCACCAUUAAUAUUGCUGUCCUCUGGUUAAUUUUAGGUACCGAAGAACUUACUAUUGGCAACAUUUUUAAACCUUACUCAUACACUUGUUGGGGGGGAUUUACAGCACAUAUCCCCAAACUGUGGAAAGGACACCUUUUUUAAUUUGUAAAGGUAGACAAAACUUCGGAACUUAUUUUGGGCUAUUCAUGUUCAAUAUUCAGCACCAAUGAUCUUUUCUUGGUUGUUUAUAUCUUCGCAUACUAAACUUUGGUAUUUUGAUUCCUUUUAGCCAUUUAAAAGUACUUUUCUUAUAGGUAGUGGAUAUUUUAAAAACCUUCCAUUUAAUGUCUGUGUGUUGUGGAGGAAGAAAAUUGCCUUUUAAUUGUUUAUAGUAAAGUUUUCUUUUCCAGAAAACCAAAUGUGAUUCACUGUACCAGGCCCUAGUCUGCACUGUUUAAUUUGAGCAUGGGGGAGCCACCCUGGAAAUGUUAGUUGAUAUUGAUAUAAUUUUAAAUCGAUGGAUCAUGGUAUAAUUUAUUUCUUACUAGCUUGGAAACUGUCAGUCUUUUGUUUUUUGUCUCCAUUCUGUGAUUUUUAAGCCGAUACGUUCUUUUUUCCACGAAGACGUUCUCACCACAGAGAAAAAAGUAGGUUUCAGCAACGUAACAGCAUUUAUACAGGCCUUAAAAAUCAGUCUGUUAAAACAAGUAGAAUAAUUACAGAAUAACUUAAGAUCCUACAUCGGGAGGCAAAUGAAAUGAGAAAAGUUUUAGUGAGUUGUCUGCGCCAUAUUACAUUUUCAGUGCUUUUACAGAGAAAAAAGUUCAUCUGUUUUACUUUAACAUUUUGAUGGGCUGGUUCUUGCCCUAAUGUGGCUUCACUGUCUGAGUCAUUCCCGGCUUAAAUUGACCGCUGUAAUACUCACAUUGUAAAAGUGCCAUAUCCUGAGGGGGGUGCUGCACUGAGAAGUUGGUUUCUUUGGAUUUUGUCCUUUCUUUUUUGUGUGUGUUUUGGUUUUUGUUUGUUUUUUGUCUUGCACAUGUAAUUUGUACAUUUCUGGUUAGUGACCUGAAGAUGCUCUAAAACUUCAGAAUGCCGUGUGUUUCUUACUUGAUAAUCUUCAUCAAUUGUACUGCAUUUAAUGAAUAUUAAACAGCGCAUAUCCUGUACGCUAUAGGGUUUAGACUGUGUUUGUAUUUUAUGACUUGUAUAGAUCGAGCUGAUUGAAAUAAGAUUUUGUUCAGGUGUUCCAGAAUAGAAUACAAGACACAUGCAAAACUCUGUAGGUGUUUCAAGCUUUUCUGCUGUUAAAAAAAAAAAAAAAAAAAAGGCAGCUGCUUUUUGCCAUGCCUCCCACCCCCACCCCAGAGUGAGGAGUGCUGAACAAGACUGUCCCGUAGAAUGCUAAUGGGAUGGCAGUUCUAGUCACUUAACCCCUGUGGACUAGAAGUUAACUCAAUGCAAAGCUAUCUUUAAAUGUCUUCAAAAAGUAGAACCGGUUCUGCAUGUAAGAGCAAAACAAAUUCAAAGGUGUUGUGCUUGCUCAUUUCAGAUGCUACAGUGCAGUGAGGGAUGAACACGUUUCCACCCCUUUCAUUCUCAAAUGCUCGAAGACCAAAUAGCUACUCUUUAAGCUAUUCAGCAGCAGACUAGGAACUGAAGUUGACCAUUUUGCAGGUUUAUCUCUGGGUUUUUGUAUCGGGAUUGUCCUGCAGCUUUUAUAAGUGUCCCUGUAUAUUUAGAUUUGAAACACUAGCGUUAACGUGAUUGAUCCGCACGGGUGUACGUUAUCUGUCCUUCUCCACUUGCCUGUCUGCUCUGUUGUGUUCCGAUACCUUCCACCAUAAUUAAUCCCCGUCAGGCAGCAUCAGUGCACCUGGUUUGGCUUAGGUAAUGCGGUCAUUCAGUCUGCGCCUCCCAGAACUACACGAUACUAGACGAUUACUACAAAUAACUUCUGAUGAAACUAUCGAGCUGUCUUGAAAUUUUUGAAGUCACGGUUGUUUCCUGUUGUAGAAAAUAGUACAGGCUUAGUCGACACUCUCUGUAACUGGUUCAAGUUUGACAGCUGUCUAUUCUCAACUGGGUAUGUAUAUUGAAAUCAGAAAAUACCUAUCUAUCCAGACCUAAAUGUUUAAGAACUUUUUUUUCUUCCUCCUGCUGUAUAAUUUGUAGCUCCUCUUGUUUCUUUAAUCCUUUCGUAACUUGUUGGAAGAGUUUGAAUUUCCCAAAUAUUUAUGUUUAGACAUAUGGCUCAGAAUAUAUAUUUAACAUCCUUAGCUGUAUAUAUUUUUAAAGUAAAAUAAAUAAUGGAAAGGGCCUUGAUAUACAGGUUUAUUACUAAAAUAUCAACUGUGUGAAGAUCCAUUUUAAGAUACUACUUUGCUAAUUAAUCUAAACAUGUUUUUUUCUAUUAAAGACACAAACGGUUUGUGGUUCACAGCUCUCAUCCUGGUUUGAUGAUAAUCAACUUUGAAAAUACAGUGGACCGAGGAGCGGUUUUGUUCUUUGGAAGGUUUCAUUUAAGUCUCUGUACAUCCAUUUUUGCUUCAGUUUGUGUAACAUUUAUAGUUCUAUAGGACAAAGCAGACCCUAUGACUAUUGUUUUCAGAAGUUAAUAUAUAAAUAAUUCAAAGGGGGUUUUCAUUUACUUUUGAAAAGAAAAAUUUCUCUAAACACAUGUGGGUCCUGCAGGAUUGCACCAAUCAAUUCUUGUAGAAUAAAAAAAAAUCUUUCAACAAA
Lynx canadensis (Canada lynx) is the source of this 3770-nucleotide messenger RNA. RefSeq names its product transmembrane p24 trafficking protein 7 (gene TMED7). The record is from RefSeq and is a predicted model, not a curated record. NCBI's taxonomy places the organism in Eukaryota, Metazoa, Chordata, Mammalia, Carnivora, Felidae. The transcript has 3 exons. Gene Ontology annotation, cellular component: endoplasmic reticulum-Golgi intermediate compartment; endoplasmic reticulum; Golgi apparatus. Bases 345 to 1019 code for a protein of 224 amino acids. Gene Ontology annotation, biological process: endoplasmic reticulum to Golgi vesicle-mediated transport; intracellular protein transport; Golgi organization.